This is a messenger RNA of Drosophila willistoni, 2611 nucleotides long. RefSeq names its product polypeptide N-acetylgalactosaminyltransferase 5 (gene Pgant5). The record is from RefSeq and is a predicted model, not a curated record. Gene Ontology annotation, cellular component: Golgi apparatus. The transcript has 9 exons. The coding region runs from base 331 to 2229 and encodes 632 amino acids. NCBI's taxonomy places the organism in Eukaryota, Metazoa, Arthropoda, Insecta, Diptera, Drosophilidae.
GAGGGAGCAAGGAAAAGAAAAAAGUCUGAUAACGAAAAGCAAAAGCAAAACUAAUACAUUUUUACAAUAAGAAUUCGAAACACGAUCGUCAACAACUAAAAACAACAAAUAACAUUUUCAAACAUAUCCACGAAUGGGACACACAUGAUAUAGUAGUAGGAAUUAAGAAGAAAGGAUCGCACAUCAUCAAACAGAAUACUAUAGAGCAUUAUUUAUUUUCUCAAUAGACGAAGAAGAGACCAAACUGUCAAUCUUCUGAUUGUCCGUUAAGUUAACAUAGAAUAUAGUAAAUAGUCCUCAUCAUCAUCAUCAUCGACGUCAAUUGUAAUCAUGACGUUUAUAAGCUUUACACGUAAAAUGCGCGGACGCAUGCGUUCAAAUACCUGCCGUAUUGUCCUAUUAACCUCUUUAGCCUGGGUCAUUUUUGAUUUUGUGCUAAUUGCCCGAUAUUCAGAUUGCAUAGGCAAGGAUGGCUGGCGGUGUAAAAGAGCUGGCGAAUAUGAUGUUGAGCUACCCAAUGCUGAGCGUUUGGUAGACGAUAAUCAAUUAGUGGAUGAUAAUGAAAUAAAUACAGAAAAGUCAUUAGAUGGUGAUCCAUCGGCGGGUAGCGCUUUAAUAAUGGGUCAAGGCUUUGCACCAGGCGGCAUCUCAAUGACCUAUCGCAGUGUGGUACUGAAAAAGUGGUUCCAAGCCCCCACAGUGCGUGAACAACAUGGCCAACCUGGCGAAAUGGGGAAGCCAGUGAAAAUACCCGCAGACAUGAAGGAAGUGAUGAAAGAGAAAUUCAAAGAGAAUCAAUUCAAUCUAUUGGCCAGUGAUAUGAUCUCAUUAAAUCGUUCCCUAACAGAUGUGCGACACGAAAACUGUCGUCGCAAGCAUUAUGCCUCAAAAUUACCAACCACCUCAAUCGUCAUAGUGUUUCACAAUGAGGCCUGGACCACUCUAUUGCGCACUGUAUGGAGUGUUAUCAAUCGAUCGCCACGAUCAUUGCUUAAAGAAAUUAUCUUGGUGGACGAUGCCAGUGAGAGAGAUUUCCUUGGCAAAAAAUUGGAAGACUAUGUGGCCAAAUUACCAGUAAGGACUUUUGUUUUGCGUACCGAGAAACGUUCAGGUUUGAUACGUGCUCGUCUCCUGGGUGCUGAGCAUGUAACAGGUGAAGUGAUUACCUUUUUGGAUGCACAUUGUGAGUGCACUGAGGGUUGGCUGGAACCACUUUUAGCCAGAAUUGUACAAAAUCGUCGCACUGUCGUCUGUCCCAUCAUUGAUGUUAUCUCGGAUGAGACAUUUGAGUAUAUCACAGCGUCCGAUUCAACAUGGGGUGGCUUCAAUUGGAAGCUAAACUUUAGAUGGUACCGAGUGCCAUCCCGUGAAAUGGCUCGUCGGAAUAACGAUCGAACUGCUCCACUCCGUACACCUACUAUGGCAGGUGGACUCUUCUCCAUCGAUAAGGAUUACUUCUAUGAGAUUGGCUCCUAUGACGAAGGCAUGGACAUUUGGGGUGGCGAGAAUCUGGAAAUGUCAUUCCGUAUAUGGCAAUGUGGAGGAAUUUUAGAAAUUAUCCCCUGUUCUCAUGUGGGCCAUGUGUUUCGUGAUAAAUCGCCGUAUACCUUUCCCGGCGGUGUGGCCAAAAUUGUGCUACAUAAUGCGGCCCGUGUGGCCGAGGUGUGGCUGGACGAGUGGCGUGAUUUCUAUUAUGCAAUGAGCACAGGUGCUCGGAAGGCUUCAGCUGGCGAUGUGAGUGAUCGUAAGAAUCUACGAGAACGUCUCAAAUGUAAAAGUUUCCGUUGGUAUCUGGAGAAUGUAUAUCCCGAGAGUUUGAUGCCCUUGGAUUACUAUUAUCUGGGCGAGAUACGCAAUUCGGAAACGGAAACCUGUUUGGAUACCAUGGGCCGUAAAUAUAAUGAAAAAGUGGGCAUUAGCUAUUGCCAUGGACUCGGUGGCAAUCAGGUGUUUGCCUAUACCAAGCGUCAGCAAAUCAUGUCAGAUGAUUUGUGUCUAGAUGCAUCUAGUUCCAAUGGGCCAGUCAAUAUGGUUCGUUGUCACAAUAUGGGUGGCAACCAGGAGUGGGUCUAUGAUGCAGAGGAGAAAUGGAUACGUCACACAAAUACGGGUCAGUGCUUACAGCGUGCCACACGAGAUGAUGCAAAUACGCCAUUAUUGCGACCCUGUGAUUAUAGCAAGGGUCAACAAUGGCUUAUGGAAUCGAAAUUCAAGUGGCAGGCCCACUAGCUGCUAAACUAAACUAAACAACACUAACUAAUCUAAAAAAACAAAACAAAAACAAAAAACAACCUAACAAGAUUCAACUCUAAACUAUGAACUUCCAAUUUUGUGUUGAUUUAAAGCAUUUUCGUUUACUUAGCCUUAGGUUUAUAAUUUGAUCAUUAUUUCAGUGUGACAAUGAUUGUAAAUGUUUAUGUGUGAGUGUGUGUGUUUUGCGUAUCAGAGUGUGUGCUUAACGCAUAAUGUCUUCCCAAUUUGAUCUGUGUGUAUGAAUGAGUUUAGUUAUAUAUAUAUAUAUAUAUAUAUCCAACAUAUAUAUAAAGAUAAUAAUGUAAUGUACAUUUAUAAAGCGUCGACCAAGUACCAAUAAAUUGGCAUUUAAAUGACA